AUGUUUCUCGCUUCAAGAACUACUCCAAUGACAAGUGGUAUUGCAGCUACAACUUUGCCUGAUCUAUCCUUACAGAUCAGCUCUCCAGCUGCUGAUUGUAUCAAGAGGCCAACCUGCAGCUCCACCACCACUGAUUCCAACAGCAGUGGCAGCGAUUUAAGUCAUGAAAACGGCUUAAAUGUCUUCAACCAUCAGUACUACCCACCAGUAGCAGCGGAUAUGGGAUGUUUGGUUACCAAUGGACUCCAGCUUGAUCAGCCUCGUCUGAGCUUGGGGCUCGAGAUGGCAUCUUUCAAUCCUCCUCCCCUACAUCAUCCCACGUUACCUUUGCAACUACAAAGAAAUAGUAUGCUUCUUCAACAUCAGUAUGGCAAUCAACAUUAUCAUCAACCUCAAAUCUACAGUCAGGAGUUUAAGAGGAAUUCAAGGAUGGGUAGCCGUGUCAGAAGGAUCGUUAGGGCUCCUCGUAUGAGAUGGACUUCGACUCUACAUGCUCACUUCGUUCAUGCCGUUCAACUCCUUGGUGGCCAUGAAAGAGCAACUCCUAAAUCAGUGCUAGAGUUGAUGAAUGUGAAGGACCUAACUCUUGCUCAUGUGAAGAGUCAUCUGCAGAUGUAUAGAACAGUGAAGAGCACUGACAAAGGAGCAGCUGGACUGGCGGAUAUGGGUAUGAUAAAUCCAAGGAUUCCAAGGACAUUACUUCAAAUGGAGGGAGAUAUUUCACCGUUUGAUGAUAAAAUUGAUGAUACCAACAACUCCAGUCUGAACCAAUCUCAUAAUUCUAUCCACCCAUCACGACCAACUACACUACAAACAUCUCAGAGAGGGUUGUGGUCAUUGUCAAUGGAUACAUAUGAUUCAAGUUUCUCGACCGAAGAAUAUACGCCAAAUUGUUCUACACUUGGAGCAAUUGAUAUUACGGUUAACGAACGUGAGGCAUCCUUACACUUGUCAGAGAAGGAUAGGAAGUUGGAAAAUAAUAGUAGCAACAAGUCAUCAAAUUCAAGUAGGUUGCUGAAUCUUGAGUUCACCCUCGGAAGGCCAGGUCGCCAAAUGGACGAACGGAUCCUCGAAUGAGAGUGAACUCAUUACCACUAAUUAGUAACACAGUAUUGGAUAUCUAAGCGGUGAAGAAGUGUUUAAUGUUGCUUGUUCCUGUCAUUUGUGUUAGCUUUUUGACAAUUUUGUAUUAUGUUAGCGUGUAGAGGUGAAGAUGAGGAGAUGAAAGUAGGCUAGCUUGGAAACGAAA
Cynara cardunculus var. scolymus (artichoke) is the source of this 1249-nucleotide messenger RNA. Its product is annotated as probable transcription factor KAN4. Gene Ontology annotation, cellular component: nucleus. NCBI's taxonomy places the organism in Eukaryota, Viridiplantae, Streptophyta, Magnoliopsida, Asterales, Asteraceae. Gene Ontology annotation, biological process: abaxial cell fate specification; regulation of DNA-templated transcription. Gene Ontology annotation, molecular function: transcription cis-regulatory region binding. The transcript is spliced from 6 exons. The record is from RefSeq and is a predicted model, not a curated record. The coding region runs from base 1 to 1077 and encodes 358 amino acids.